AUAUUUAAUUUCAAAUAUGUCCAACUCAGGUUUUCCAAAUUUAAAAAAUUGCAAUUUGGAUGCAAUGAAAUCAGAUUUCUUGUAUCACAUUGAUAUAAAUGUACCGGAUACGAAAAAUACAGCUGAUAUACAAGCACAAUUUGGCGAUGUUAAGUUUGUUUGCAUGGGUGGCACUAAGAAUCGUAUGCUCGAUUUGGCCAAAUAUUUACGCAGUCUUAUACUGCCUGAACAUAAUAAUGACGAAUUGAUUGACAUUAGUGCGGCCGGUAAUCGUUAUGCCAUCUUUAAGGUGGGUCCUGUUUUGUGCUGUUCCCACGGUGUGGGCAUGAGCACCAUGAGUGUGGUUUUGCAUGAAUUGUUAAAACUGGUUCACUAUGCCAAGUGUCAGGAUCCCAUAUUUAUACGAGUGGGAACAAGCGGUGGUAUUGGUGUGGAUCCUGGCACAGUUGUUAUCACCAAAGAUGCUUAUAAUGGGUAUUUGAGAAAUGAACAUGAAAUUGCCAUUUUGGGCAAAAGAGUUGUGCGGCCCGCCAAUUUUGACAGUUGUUUGGCCCAAGAUCUUUUGCACUGUUCAAAUGGAUCGUUUAACUACAAUGUUGUGUUGGGUAAUACAAUGGGUGCUGAGUGUUUCUAUGAAGGUCAAGGCCGCUUAGAUGGCGCGAGUUGUCAUUACAGCGAAAGUGAUAAAAUGGCAUUUAUACAACAGUGUUACGACAAGGGUAUACGCAACAUUGAAAUGGAAGCAACCAUGUUUGCAUCUCUAACCAAACAUGUGGGUGUCAAGGCGGCCGAUAUAUGUGUGACACUGAUAAAUCGUCUCAAUGGCGACCAAAUUCAAAUUACGAAAGACCAAAAACACGAGUUUGAGCAAAGACCCUUUAAUAUAGUGGGUAAAUACAUUCAAAAGGUUUUGGCGGAGAAAUGAUAUAAAAAAACAACAUUAUUUUUAUACAUAAUUAUUAGGCCAGUCACAAGCAUUCCGCACGGAAUGGUUUUGAUUCCGUAGGAUUUAUUGUUUUCCACAAAAACAUCUAAAUUUGUCACUUCCACUUAAAUAACUAAAAGUGAUUUCAUUCCACAUAAAAUGUUCAUUUUAGUUUCUCUGAAUUAAAACCGAAUAUGGAAUCAAUUUCACUUUCGAUCGGAAUGCAAUUAUAAGCCAUAGAACUAUAUUUUUAAAUAAAUAUUUUAAUUUUUAUUAUUAUAAAUGUGUAUCUGUUAACAUAAAAUCCAUUUUAAAGUU
Calliphora vicina (urban bluebottle blowfly) is the source of this 1243-nucleotide messenger RNA. RefSeq names its product uridine phosphorylase 1. Bases 17 to 925 code for a protein of 302 amino acids. Gene Ontology annotation, molecular function: uridine phosphorylase activity. Lineage: Eukaryota; Metazoa; Arthropoda; Insecta; Diptera; Calliphoridae. The record is from RefSeq and is a predicted model, not a curated record. The transcript is spliced from 6 exons. Gene Ontology annotation, cellular component: cytosol; cytoplasm. Gene Ontology annotation, biological process: nucleotide catabolic process; uridine catabolic process.